Messenger RNA from Laccaria bicolor S238N-H82, 360 nucleotides. RefSeq lists its product as uncharacterized. The coding region runs from base 1 to 360 and encodes 119 amino acids. The transcript is spliced from 3 exons. The record is from RefSeq and is a predicted model, not a curated record. NCBI's taxonomy places the organism in Eukaryota, Fungi, Basidiomycota, Agaricomycetes, Agaricales, Hydnangiaceae.
AUGGCAAAGUCGAAAGACGAUGCGCAGUCCGCUAAAUCCGCCAAAACAACUUCUACUACAAAAACAUCAGCUUCAUCACUCGUAACCAAGGCAAAGUCCGGCCUCGCGACUCUUAAGCGCAAGGCCAUGGCAGUUCUGAGCCCGAAAAAGAAGAAAGCUCGCAUCCCCGAGGGUGCCGAGAUUGAUGUCCCAGAACAAGCCGCCCCCAAAAAAUCCUAUCCGAAGGCGAGCAUUAUCGAUGUCGACGAUGACGACAAGCCUGAGAGUGCUGCUGAGGAUGAAGAAGACGAGCUCAUUGACCCCAUCAAAGGUGGACCGGCCAUCAAGACUCUCUUAGGACUGGUACUGUGCAUCGGCUGA